AUGGCUGGCACAUGGAAUGGGGCUCAGACUGAUAAGUAUUACUGGACGCAGACACUCAAUGACCUCACUGUAGAAGUACCACUUCGACCUCGUACUAAGGGAAAAGACCUGUGUGUGAGCAUUAAACCGAGCACUGUGGACAUCAAAUAUGAAAGGGAUGAGAGCGCAGUGUUGGCAGGGGAGUUAGACAUGAGUAUCGUACCAUCGGAAAGCUCAUGGCUGAUAGAAGACGGUGACAAGUUGAUAUUAUCACUGGACAAGGCAGUUCACACUUGGUGGAAGUGCGUGUUGCGAGGGGAUGACCAGAUCGACACCAGUAAAGUGGAGUCUACGAAAGCCCUCUCUCAGCUAGAUGACUCAUCCCAAGGAGCAGUACGGAAGAUCCUUUUCGACCAGAAUCAAAAGGCUCAGGGUAAACCUACGAGCGACCAGAUACGAAUGCAGGAGGUCAUGAAGGAUGCUUGGAAUGCCGAGAAUAGUCCUUUUAAAGGCCAGCCCUUCGACCCCAAUCUUAUUCCUGCUCCUACCAAUGCGACUGAGUAA
This is a messenger RNA of Perkinsus marinus ATCC 50983, 543 nucleotides long. RefSeq names its product nuclear distribution protein C, putative. Gene Ontology annotation, cellular component: cytoplasm. The transcript has 6 exons. Lineage: Eukaryota; Perkinsozoa; Perkinsida; Perkinsidae. Bases 1 to 543 code for a protein of 180 amino acids. Gene Ontology annotation, biological process: protein folding. The record is from RefSeq and is a predicted model, not a curated record.